UCUCCUCUUCCUCUUUCGCCCUCUCUUUCCGCGUUAAAUACCCGUUAAAGCCCGUCCUCGCCUUAGGCCUCAUGGAAGGAGGGAAAGUCGGCAUUGUCGAGCUGACGUCGUCGUCCUCGUCGAGCGCCUCGCCCGAGGCCUCCUCGCAGGGGUCCCCGAGGCCGACCUACCUGGCCAUGGUCCUCGAGGCCGUGCUGGCCCUGGACGACCGCCGAGGCUCCUCCAGGCAGUCCAUCGUCAAGUACAUCGCCUACCAGUUCGGCCUGGACGCCAAGAAGUCCGGCGGGCGGGUCAACCAGGCGCUGAAGAAGGCUCUGGAGAUGGGCAUCCUGCGGCAGACGUCGGGGUCGGGCGUCGUGGGCUCCUUCAAGAUCGGCAACAUGGACGUGCCGCCGGGUACCGUGGCCCGGAAACUCCUCGGAAAGCCCUCGUUCGUGAAGAACAUGCCCGCGACCAGAGCGAAGGCCAAGGGCGCCGCCGCGAAGGCCGCGGUGAAGAGCGCCGCCGCGAAGGGCGCUGCCAAGGCGGUCGCCAGGAAGAGAGGCGCCAAAGGAGCCUCGAGCAAGACCAAGAAGUCCCCCGUGAAGAAAACCGCCACGAAAGCCUCUGCCAAGAAAACCGCCACGAAAGCCCCUACCAAGAAGGCCGACAAGAAAGCCCCUGCCAAAAGGGCCGCCAAGAAGCUGCAGGAGAAGAAGGCCGCGAAGGAGAGCCCCGCCAAGAAGGCCAAGAGCAUGGCCAAGAAGCCCGUCCCGAAGAAGGCCAAGAAACCCUGAUUGGUCCGUGUCGACUGAAAGGAACGUUUUUCCCAGAAUUAUUUGCCAUUUUCAUUUGUAUAAACUUGGUUCUUUUGAAGUGGUGAACUUGGAAUUUGCUGUGGUUAGAAUUCGCUUUUCUUUGGCUCGUAAAUGGCAAUAUUUUCAUGUGAAUUAUUUACAUUAAGCAAAAGUAUUUUUAAGUUUCUCGUUUCUAUUCGUGUCCUAAUGUGAGACUAAAUUUCGUUAGAAGUGAAAUAAAGGCAUUUUAGUAA
Messenger RNA from Penaeus chinensis, 1030 nucleotides. RefSeq names its product late histone H1-like. The record is from RefSeq and is a predicted model, not a curated record. Bases 72 to 776 code for a protein of 234 amino acids. Gene Ontology annotation, biological process: nucleosome assembly. NCBI's taxonomy places the organism in Eukaryota, Metazoa, Arthropoda, Malacostraca, Decapoda, Penaeidae. Gene Ontology annotation, molecular function: structural constituent of chromatin; DNA binding. Gene Ontology annotation, cellular component: nucleosome. The transcript has a single exon.